AUGACUUCUCCUCCGAUUCAAAAAGACAUUAUUACUUGUUGUGCAAAAGAAACCACUAAAUGCAUAAUAGAAGAGCUUGGUGAUGAUUAUUUUGCUAUAUUGGCCGAUGAAUCAAGUGAUGUGUCUCAAAAAGAACAACUUGCUCUUCUUUUGCGUUUUGUUCAUUGUGAUAGUAGUAAGAUUAUGGAGAGAUUUUCGGGUAUUGUUCAUGUUAGCAAUACUACCGCUUUGUCUCUUCAAAAUGCCAUUGUGUCUUUACUUGUGGAGCAUUCAUCGAGUCCGUCUAUGAUAGGAGGACAAGGUUAUGAUGGUGCUAGAAACAUGAGAGGUGAAAUACUUGCAAACUUGUUAAAUGUGAUUGGGGUUUCUUGUAAAAGAAGGGACAUGCUUCGACAAAGCCAAGCUCAACAAGUGGCUCAAGCAUUAGAGGUCGGGGAAAUUGAUAGUGGAAUGGGGUUGAAUCAAGAACUUGGUUUGAAAAGGCCCGGAGAUACGCGUUGGGGGUCUCAUUUCAAGUGUCUUUUAAAUAUCAUCAACUUGUUUCCUUCUAUUGUUGAGCAACACACAAAUGAUUUGUGUGUUGCUUUGCAAAGAAAGGAGCAAGAUAUUGUGAAUGCCAUGGGACUUGUUGAUUCCACAAAAAAUGUGUUGCGAAAAAUGAGGGAACAAGGAUGGGAGACACUCUUACACGUACAAAAUUACUUCAUUUUCAACUAA
Beta vulgaris subsp. vulgaris (sugar beet) is the source of this 717-nucleotide messenger RNA. RefSeq lists its product as uncharacterized. The transcript has 3 exons. Lineage: Eukaryota; Viridiplantae; Streptophyta; Magnoliopsida; Caryophyllales; Amaranthaceae. Bases 1 to 717 code for a protein of 238 amino acids. The record is from RefSeq and is a predicted model, not a curated record.